Mus musculus (house mouse) is the source of this 1318-nucleotide messenger RNA. It is a transcript of the gene Hoxa13, whose product is annotated as homeobox A13. NCBI's taxonomy places the organism in Eukaryota, Metazoa, Chordata, Mammalia, Rodentia, Muridae. The transcript has 2 exons. Gene Ontology annotation, cellular component: nucleoplasm; nucleus. Gene Ontology annotation, biological process: response to testosterone; regulation of DNA-templated transcription; prostate gland development. Bases 107 to 1267 code for a protein of 386 amino acids. Gene Ontology annotation, molecular function: DNA-binding transcription factor activity, RNA polymerase II-specific; sequence-specific DNA binding; DNA binding. The record is from RefSeq and is marked validated.
CGACCCGCCCCCCUCGCUCGGGCCCCGGCCCCGCGCGCCGCGCUCUUCACUUCUUGGGGGCUUUUUAAAACAGCGCCACUGGGGUCUUCUCCAUGCGGCUCGGGCUAUGACAGCCUCCGUGCUCCUCCACCCCCGCUGGAUCGAGCCCACCGUCAUGUUUCUCUACGACAACGGCGGCGGCCUGGUGGCCGACGAGCUCAACAAGAACAUGGAAGGGGCGGCGGCGGCGGCAGCGGCGGCGGCCGCGGCGGCGGCGGCGGGAGCUGGGGGCGGGGGCUUCCCCCACCCGGCUGCCGCGGCCGCGGGGGGCAACUUCUCGGUGGCCGCAGCGGCCGCCGCCGCCGCCGCCGCCGCGGCCAACCAGUGCCGCAACCUGAUGGCGCAUCCCGCACCCCUGGCGCCCGGCGCCGCGGCCGCGUACAGCAGCGCCCCGGGGGAGGCGCCCCCGUCCGCCGCCGCCGCCGCCGCCGCCGCCGCUGCUGCCGCCGCCGCCGCGGCUGCCGCGUCGUCGUCGGGAGGGCCCGGGCCGGCGGGGCCCGCGGGUGCCGAGGCCGCCAAGCAGUGCAGUCCCUGCUCGGCGGCGGCACAGAGCUCGUCGGGGCCCGCGGCGCUGCCCUACGGCUACUUCGGCAGCGGCUACUACCCGUGCGCCCGCAUGGGCCCGCACCCCAACGCCAUCAAGUCGUGCGCGCAGCCUGCUUCGGCCGCCGCCGCCUUCGCCGACAAGUACAUGGACACCGCCGGCCCCGCGGCCGAGGAGUUCAGCUCCCGCGCCAAGGAGUUUGCUUUCUACCAUCAGGGCUACGCAGCCGGGCCUUACCACCAUCACCAGCCCGUGCCCGGCUACCUGGAUAUGCCAGUAGUUCCGGGGCUCGGGGGUCCUGGCGAGUCGCGCCACGAGCCUCUGGGGCUUCCCAUGGAAAGCUAUCAGCCCUGGGCUCUGCCCAACGGCUGGAACGGCCAAAUGUACUGCCCCAAAGAGCAGACGCAGCCUCCCCACCUCUGGAAGUCCACUCUGCCCGACGUCGUCUCCCAUCCUUCAGACGCCAGCUCCUAUAGGAGGGGGAGAAAGAAGCGCGUGCCUUACACUAAGGUGCAGUUGAAAGAACUCGAACGGGAAUACGCUACGAACAAAUUCAUUACCAAGGACAAACGGAGGAGGAUAUCAGCCACGACAAACCUCUCUGAGAGGCAGGUCACAAUCUGGUUCCAGAACAGGAGGGUCAAAGAGAAAAAAGUCAUCAAUAAACUCAAGACCACUAGUUAAUGGAUUAAAAGGUGGAGCAGAGGGCAGCUUGAAGAAACGCUUAAGGAUUUG